Molecule: messenger RNA, 2313 nt
Organism: Pistacia vera
Lineage: Eukaryota; Viridiplantae; Streptophyta; Magnoliopsida; Sapindales; Anacardiaceae
Product: subtilisin-like protease SBT4.14
Exons: 11
Coding region: 1-2313 (770 amino acids)
Biological process (GO): proteolysis
Molecular function (GO): serine-type endopeptidase activity
Source: RefSeq, a predicted model, not a curated record
AUGGAGAGGGUGAUGGGAUUUCUAUGUUUAUUUUCUUAUCAACUUCUUCUAAUUCAUAUGUUGAUAACAGGUCUUCUUGCUGCUUCUGGUGAUGAUCAAUCGAAUUUGUAUGUUGUUUACUUGGGAGAUCAAUUGGUGAACAAGGAUUCACUGCACCUGGAGGAUGAUGAUUUUAUGAUUGAUCAAUCACACAUCCAAAUCCUCGCAUCCGUGAAGCUAAGUGAGAAUGAAGCAAAGGAGUCCAUACUCUACAGCUAUACAAAGAGUUUCAAUGCAUUUGCAGCAAAGCUAUCAAAAGAUGAAGUCGACAAAUUGAUGGAGAUGGAUCAAGUACUUUCUGUGUACCCGAAUCAGUAUCACAAGUUACAUACUACAAAAUCAUGGGACUUUAUCGGGCUUCCUCAAACAGCAAGAAGGAAUCUGAAAGUAGAGAGUAACAUAAUUGUCGGUCUCUUGGAUUCAGGAAUCACUCCAGAGUCAGAAAGCUUUAAGGAUACUGGGUUCGGUCCUCCACCCACAAAAUGGACAGGAAGUUGUAAACAAUAUGCUAAUUUCUCAGGAUGCAACAACAAGCUUAUCGGAGCGACAUACUACAAAGUGGACGGCAUAGACGAUCCAAACGACAUCUUAUCGCCGGUAGAUGUGCAAGGCCAUGGAACCCACACGUCAUCAACUGCAGUAGGCAAUCAUAUUGCAAAUGCAAGCCUUUAUGGUCUAGCCAAGGGAACCGCACGUGGCGCAGUACCAAGUGCUAGAGUGGCGGCCUACAAAGUCUGUUGGGCUAGUUUGGGAUGCUCCGAUGUUGACAUACUCGCUGGAUUUAAUGCCGCUAUUCAUGAUGGUGUGGACGUUAUAUCAAUAUCCAUUGGUGGUAUCUCACGACGUUACUCCUAUGAUUCAAUUGCAAUAGGCUCAUUUCAUGCCUUAAAGAAGGGAAUUAUUACUGUUGCAGCAGCUGGUAACGAUGGCCCCACUUUGGCUAGUCUAAGUAACCAUGCUCCGUGGCUUGUCACCAUUGCAGCUGGUGGCAUUAAUAGGCAGUUUAGGAGCAAAGUUGAUUUGGGCAAUGGCCAGACUGUCUCAGGAAUUGGCGUUGACGCAUUUGAACCAAAGCAGAAAUUAUACCCACUAGUUAAUGGAAUUGAUGUUGCCACAAACGACACCGAAAAGUCGAGCGCAAGGUUCUGUUUUGCUAACUCAAUGGACCCUACAAAGGUGAAGGGAAAGCUUGUUUACUGCCAGCUACUGAUACGGGGUGCUGAUUCUGUUGUUAAAAGGAUUGGAGGGGUAGGCACUAUAGUUGAAAGUGAGCAAUCUCUUGAUACCGCCCAGAUUUUUAUGGCACCAGGAACCAUGGUCAACCGCAGCGACGGCAAUAUCAUCACUAGUUAUAUUAAUUCCACAAGGGAACCUUUGGCAGUUAUUUACAAAUCCCAGGAAUUAGAAAUCCCUGCUCCGUUUAUAGCUUCUUUUUCGUCCCGUGGUCCAAAUCCUGGGUCAAAACGCAUUCUGAAGCCUGAUAUUGCAGCACCAGGUGUUGACAUCUUGGCAUCUUACACGCCGUUGAAGUCCCUAACUGGAUUGGAAGGUGACACCCAAUUUUCAAAAUUCUCAAUUAUAUCUGGGACUUCCAUGGCUUGUCCUCAUGUUGCCGGGGUAGCAGCCUACGUUAAGUCGUUUCAUCCAAGUUGGAGCCCGUCAGCAAUAAAAUCGGCUAUCUUGACCUCUGCAACACCUAUGAACCGGAGGGUGGACCGCUUAGCUGAAUUUUCAUAUGUUGCCGGCCAAAUGAAUCCACAAGAAGCUGUGAGCCCUGGGUUAAUAUACGAUACAAAUCGAAUGGGCUACAUCCAAUUUUUAUGCCAUGAGGGCUAUACAGGAUCAUCCUUGGCUGUUAUAGUUGGUUCAAAAUCUGUAAAUUGUUCUUCACUGAUUCCUGGACUUGGCCAUGAUGCUCUUAACUAUUCAACAAUGCAAGUAAAAUUGGAUAAGUACCAUCCAACCACUGCAGUAUUCCGGAGGACAGUCACCAAUGUGGGUGAUCCUGUAUCCAUCUAUAAUACCACAAUUAAAGCUCCAAAAGGAGUGAAUAUCUCUGUUAAGCCCUUGAGUCUCUUCUUCUCUCGCAGCAGGCAGAAACGGAACUUUACAGUUGUGGUGAAGGCUUCACGAAAACCAAUUCCAGCUUCUACUAAAGUGCACUCAGGUUUACUUGUAUGGAAAAGCCCUCGACAUGUUGUUAGGAGUCCUAUUGUUAUUUACCAAGAAGGAUUUGGCAAGUACAAGACUAAGAUUCUCAUCAAACACUACUAA